AUGUACAACACCGCUUUAGAUGGUAACUGGAGUAAGACAAGAGGCAGUGGCAGAACUCUUCUUGUUCAAUUUCGCCAUCGACGACAUUAUGCGAAGAACAGUAGAUCAGUGUCUUGCCGAUAUCAUUCUAGCACCAUCAGGACACGCCUUGACCCAUCUCGAUACGACGAUGUUGUUAUAUUCGCGGAAAGCAGUACGAAACUUCAACAUGUUGUCAACCUUGUAUCGAAGCUUGCUGCAGCCUAUGGACUACGUCUUCACCCUGAUAAAUGCAAGCAGAUGUGGAUCUCUUCGAGACCUCGAACGAGAAUCAACGUGGACGGACAACCGAUAGAACUCGUUGAUGAGUUCUGUUACCUGGGCUGUACGCUGAAGAACAACGGCAGCUACGAGAGAGAUGUUCAGCAAAGAUGCGCUAAGGCCAUUUCUGCAUUUACCUCCUUAACGAAAUGCCUGUGGUCGACCCCCAUCACCAACGAAGUCAAGCUGCGGGUCUACCUAUCCGCAGUUCGCCUAAUCAUGACGUACGGAUCGGAGACUCCAUUACCAUCUACGGUAAUGGAGAGGCUUGUUUGCAGGAAAAGGAAGCUACUUAGACGGCUGCUAGACAACUUUUGGCCUAGGAUAUGCCACAGUGAAGAUGUUCACGCGCAAGUGGAUAUGGUGUACCAGUGA
This is a messenger RNA of Necator americanus (New World hookworm), 675 nucleotides long. RefSeq lists its product as uncharacterized. Bases 1 to 675 code for a protein of 224 amino acids. The transcript has a single exon. NCBI's taxonomy places the organism in Eukaryota, Metazoa, Nematoda, Chromadorea, Rhabditida, Ancylostomatidae. The record is from RefSeq and is a predicted model, not a curated record.